UCGGUGGUGACGGCGGCCGCGUGCUGGGGGCAGGGGACAGCGGCGGAUUUGCCUUCCUUCCAGCCCACGAUGCCCAGGGGGGCAGCGGCGGGGCUGCGUGGGGCUCUGCCCGCAGCACUUCGAGGCGGGAUUGAGGGGCUGCAGCUGGCCAGGAGUUGCUGCUAAGUGGCCUGGGCGCAAAGCGUCCGAGAGAGAGGGCACCAGCUGGGACCUGUGUGCUAAGAGCGGGAAUAAGGGGCAGCUGAUCCGAGGAGGCCGGCGUCUUGAGGGCCGAGGACCGCCGAGCGCAGAGCCGCUCUUUGCUGCCCCGAGCCUCGCCGGCAACUCCUCCGCGCUGGAGACCUGGGACCCGCGAGAGCCAGGGAACGGGAGUAGCCUGCCUGCUCUCCUGAAGGUGAAUCGUUCCGUCCAAUUGCCUUUCCCUCGAGAGCCAAAGGGAGGGCGGGAGAGAGGGACGGAGGAUGUGUGAGUGUGUGUGUCUGUGAGAGGGAGAGGCGACGCGAGACGAGAGGAAAAGUCUACUCGGCGUCGAGAGCAAACGGAUCAGAGAUGGAAUAAGAGCUACUUGCUGCAAGACCGCCUCGAUUCUCGCAUUCGGGGGAGCCGAGCGCACCCCACGCACCCGCUGAGGACCGCGGGCGACCGCGGGCGCUGGCCAGGGCUGCGGGGCUCGGGCUUUUGCCUCAGGAAACACGUCUUUUGAUUACUUUGACACCGCGGAAGAAAGAGCCGGGAAGAGAGGCGAGGUUCACGCGCGCCACCUUGCACCCGCUUUCAGGGGGACUCCAGUGUGGAUGUCAAGAGAUUCCUGAGCCCUCUUUGCCAUCGCAGGAGGAAACACGCGCGCGCACACACGCGCGCUCAGGGCCACCCUCACACGCCCUCCACGAGCACACACCACACCAGACGUGGGUUCCCUAUGCCCCUGAACGGCGACGGCGGAUUGGCAUCUUGGAAGCGAUGCAAGAGCGAUAAGGCUGGCGCGGGCCCGCGGAAGCUGCAGGAGCGUCGCUAGGUGUUGCCGCCACCAGGAAGCCGGGCUGCAGGAUGAGUAAGAGAUACUUACAGAAAGCCACAAAAGGAAAGCUGCUCAUAAUAAUAUUUAUUGUGACCUUGUGGGGGAAAGUUGUGUCCAGUGCAAACCAUCAUAAAGCUCACCAUGUUAAAACGGGCACUUGUGAGGUGGUGGCACUCCACAGAUGCUGUAAUAAGAACAAGAUAGAAGAGCGAUCACAGACGGUCAAGUGUUCCUGCUUCCCCGGACAGGUGGCAGGCACCACACGAGCAGCUCCAUCUUGUGUGGAUGCUUCAAUAGUGGAACAGAAAUGGUGGUGCCAUAUGCAGCCAUGUCUUGAGGGAGAGGAAUGUAAAGUUCUUCCGGAUCGGAAAGGAUGGAGCUGUUCCUCUGGGAAUAAAGUGAAAACAACUAGGGUAACCCAUUAACCAAGGAUAAAUCAAUCAAGUGAUCCUCAAGCCUGAUUACAUUCAACAUAUGCACAGAAACUUAAUUCCUGAGGUGAUCUUGAAGGGAGAUUUUUAUACCGCUCACAAGAGGCACUCCAGAGCUAUAUUUCCAAGGGAUUUCAUGGCUCAUAAUCAGCCUCUUCUUGAAACCAAGACUUUAAAAAAGUCUGACAUGAACUUCUAUGCCAUGAAGAUGUCAGAUUUGAACUGUGUUCAACUUGUAAAAUUGCACUUGCUAAAAGAAUUUGAAGUUCCCAUCUGAAGAGUUGGUGUUUCCAGGUGAUGUCAGAGACACUCACCGUUUGGGUUUUUGGCUUCAAAUAUGACUGCUUUUCUUGUUUCUGAAAGUUUGCCAAGUGCACCAGCCUUCUGCCAUGGAUGUGUUCCUGGGUCCGGUCCUGUGUUCACUGGCUAGUGGGAAUGCACCCAGCUUUAUUGAUAUUUCCUUUGCAAACUUCUCCUUUGGCAUGGUGUAGACUGAGACAAUUUUAUUUGUAUCCUAAUCUUGGAGCUCUGAAAGCCUACAUGUUUUAACAUCUUAAAGUUGCUUUUGUUAAAGGAAUGGAAAUAUAUAUCCAUUGAUAAUAAUUAUUGUUGGCAAGUAAUAGUUAUCUGAAUACAUCAAUCAUAUAAGAAUGUAUAGACAAGCUGACAUGUUUCCCCAAGGCUAACAUUCUACUGCAGCUCUCUGUCAGUCAAAUAGGUAAUAGUUAGAACUGAAUUUCCAUUUUCAUUAUAUACUAUUUUAUACUUCUAGAGUACUCUCCCUUUCAGUUUUUUUUUUAAGUGGGCUUUUUCUUUCAUGUUUGUGUUUAUUUUUUUCCUUCACAGAAAUCAGCAGUGAGCAAAUAUGUAGGUAGCCUUCAGUUUCAAAAAAUUGCCAGGGAUGCAUGUGGAUAUCUGAUUUCUUAGCUUGAGUGUUACUCACUUAGAUUUCUUCUAGUAAUUUUUUUUAACUAUACUUUCUAUCAUUUUAAUAGACUGCCCCUUGCUCGCUCCCAAUGACUGUUUGAAUGCUUAUAUAUUUGUUCAGUCUGUUAAUAGAAUUACUCAUUUUCCUUGGUAUCAAAUUUAUAAAUAUUUGCUUAUAGUUGUCCCAUUCAAAUAAUUUCUUAGGUCAGUUUCUGUCCACAUUUUUGUAGUCAUUUUAACAUUUCUGUUUUUCAGUUCUACAGGAAAGUCUUACAAAUAUUUAUAAAGGCCUUAAACAUGUAUGUACUUUUUUCCUAAGUUAUUACAGAAUGUAUAAUUUUAUACUACAUUUGUUUCAUUUGUUAUGUGAAGGAAGAAUUGAAAUCUCAUAGCCAUUCUGUAAUUAGGAUGUAAAGGGAAAGACUUCUUUGCUUAGUCAUCUUAGACUAAUAGGAAGAUACUUCAGAAACUGUCCUAUUAGAAGUUCCAUUAUGUUAGAGAAGAUAUGAACAUCUUUCAUAUUUUUAAAACUCACUGACGUGGCCAACUAGUUAUAUGUUGGCUUCCCUGAUGGGGGCUGAUAUACCUUGGAGAAUUUUGGACUGUUAGUUGGUAACAAAUUUCAAAGACCAAUACAUUUCCCAGAAUGUCUCUGGGCAUAAAAAUUAAAAGUGUAAAAUCUGUUCAAAAUUAAAUUUGUAAAGUACACUUUUGGCACUGAAUCAAAAAGGACACUGCCCCACAAAUCCAUGGAAUGAAAUGACUUCUUCCCUCCCUGUUAAUUAUACAUAAAAUGAAUUAGAUGGUUCUGAGUGGAUUUUACAAUAGUUCAAGACUGUAUGAAAUCAGAAAGAAUGAACAGUUGUGCUGGAGUUUUUGCACCAAUUAUAAUAUCAUUAAUUUCUUUGGAACAGAGUUAGAAAACUAUUUUAUCUUGGAAAUUAUUAAUUCAUCCUAGGUUUGUUUGAAAUUGUAGAUCAUGCUUCUCGUUUUUUUUUAAAUGCGUCCUUUAAAACAACACUGGAAAUUCUGUAUUAUAUACAAGUGUGACACAUGCAUAUCAAUAGAAAAAAAUAAAUGGAAUUUCAAUUAUACUAACUAGAUUAUCCCCCAUAGAUUAAUGUUGUGACUAUUCAGAAAAGGUAAAUAAAAUUGGGAUAUAAAAUGGA
Neofelis nebulosa (Clouded leopard) is the source of this 3545-nucleotide messenger RNA. RefSeq names its product TAFA chemokine like family member 2 (gene TAFA2). NCBI's taxonomy places the organism in Eukaryota, Metazoa, Chordata, Mammalia, Carnivora, Felidae. The record is from RefSeq and is a predicted model, not a curated record. The coding region runs from base 1048 to 1443 and encodes 131 amino acids. Gene Ontology annotation, molecular function: receptor ligand activity. The transcript is spliced from 5 exons.